ACAAGUGGAGGAACAAAAUGGCCGCCACAAGCGAAGUGAAGAAGUUCAGAGAAAUGAAGAUAUCUAAAAAAGAAUUGGCUGAUGCAAAAGUUCCUCUUCAUCUACGAGAUUACUGUGCGCAUCUUGUUGUUCCAUUAUUGGAAUGUCAAAAGAAAAACUAUUAUCUUCCAUGGAAAUGUAAACAUGAACGUCAUGAAUGGGAAGUGUGUGAAUAUACUGACUUUUUGAUGAGACAAAGAGAAUAUAAGAAGAAAGCCAGCAACUAGAUCAGUGUUUAGAUAUUUAAACAACAGGCCACUUUUGUUACAGUAAUUUGCAAAGAGUGCCAUACAAUAUAUAGUCUGUUAACUGUAUAUUUUUGUGUUUACUGUGAAUAAUAAAAUCUUACAAUGA
This is a messenger RNA of Dendronephthya gigantea, 393 nucleotides long. Its product is annotated as NADH dehydrogenase [ubiquinone] 1 beta subcomplex subunit 7-like. The coding region runs from base 18 to 266 and encodes 82 amino acids. Gene Ontology annotation, cellular component: mitochondrion. Lineage: Eukaryota; Metazoa; Cnidaria; Anthozoa; Malacalcyonacea; Nephtheidae. The transcript is spliced from 3 exons. The record is from RefSeq and is a predicted model, not a curated record.